Messenger RNA from Lacerta agilis (Sand lizard), 3036 nucleotides. RefSeq names its product anoctamin 5 (gene ANO5). Gene Ontology annotation, biological process: chloride transmembrane transport. The transcript has 22 exons. The record is from RefSeq and is a predicted model, not a curated record. NCBI's taxonomy places the organism in Eukaryota, Metazoa, Chordata, Lepidosauria, Squamata, Lacertidae. Gene Ontology annotation, molecular function: chloride channel activity; protein dimerization activity. Bases 76 to 2868 code for a protein of 930 amino acids. Gene Ontology annotation, cellular component: plasma membrane.
CCCCACACACUGGCUCUCUCUAGCGGGCAAGGCUGCUUGGCUCGCCCGCUCGCCCGCCUCCUCUCCCGGGCAGCCAUGAACCGAGUGGGCAAGAAGGAUGAGACCCUCAUCGAGAUGGGUCUGGCCAAUGACGGAGAAGAAAGCAAUGGAGCUUUAUUUGAAAAUUUAUCAAACACAGAUUCAGAACUGCCUUGCAACUCUGAGGGCCUAAGUACCACUGAGACUACAUUACUCAUCUCUGAUCUUCAAGGGAAGGCUGGAAGGAGAUACAAUCUGUUCCUGAAGCAACGUCUCAGGAUUGAUAAGCGACAUCAAAGCAAGGACUCUGUUUUCUUCAGGGAUGGUGUCCGGCGAAUAGACUUCGUACUUGCAUAUGUGGAUGAUCCAAAAAUAGAAGGAGAAAAAAAAGUGGAACGGAGACGAGAAUUUGAGAACAAUCUAGAGAAGGCUGGCCUGGAACUAGAAACUGAAGACAAGAAGGAAUCUGACAAUGGCAAAACGUACUUUGUGAAGAUUCAUGCACCAUGGGAGGUUCUGAUCACAUAUGCUGAAGUGCUAAGCAUAAAAAUGCCCAUCAAAGAAAAUGAUAUCCCUUGUACUGCGGAAAACCCUUUGGAUUGGAUAUUUUGGCCAUUUAAACUGCCUGAAAUUGUGAUGCACCCAGAACCAGAUUACUUCACAGCCCCGUUCAGCAAAGAAAGGCAGGAACUCUACCUCAUUGAAGAUGAGAAUACAUUUUUCUCCCCUUCUGUCAGGAACAGAAUUGUUUUCUAUAUUUUAACAAGGUGUCCGUAUGGAACAGAAGAAGGGAAAAAGAAGUUUGGAAUCAAAAGGCUCUUGAAUAAUGGCACCUACACUGCUGCUUAUCCUCUUCAUGAUUGCCAGUACUGGAAGAGGGCGAACGACCCGAAGUGUGAAAAUGAAAGGUACACCCUCUACAGAGAAUGGGCAAGGUUUCCUCGUUUUUUCAAAGAACAGCCCUUGGAUCUUAUCAGGAAGUAUUAUGGGGAGAGGAUUGGAAUCUACUUUGCCUGGCUGGGGUUCUACACUGAGAUGCUGUUCUUUGCCGCUAUCGUUGGAUUAAUCUGUUUCCUGUAUGGUGCAUUCACAAUGAAUGAAAAUAUGAGUAGCCAGGAAAUAUGUGACUCCGAAAUUGGGGGAAAGAUUAUCAUGUGCCCACUAUGUGAUAAAAAAUGUGAUUACUGGAGAUUGAACUCCACGUGUGAAUCUUCAGAGUACUCCCAUUUGUUUGAUAAUGUGGCGACCCUCUUUUUUGCAAUCUUUAUGGGCAUCUGGGUCACACUUUUCUUGGAGUUCUGGAAGCGUCGGCAAGCUCGACUUGAAUAUGAAUGGGAUCUAGUUGAUUUUGAGGAGGAACAGCAACAACUCCAACUGAGACCAGAGUAUGAAGCAAAAUGUACUCAAAAGAGGAAGAAUCCAGUAACGCAGGAAGUAGAAUUGGUUAAGAGGAAGAGCAUACAUGACUAUGGGAAACUGAGCUUGUUGUACUUUGGAAUUUUGUUUUGGAUCUUUUUGAUCAUAGCUAGUAUGAUAGCCGUGAUAGUUUACCGCCUUGCCGUCUACGCUGCUUUUGCCAGCAUCAUGGAGAAUGCACAAACCUUGCAACCUAUUCAAGGUAUCCUGACACCACAACUGGCAACAUCGGUCACAGCUUCAUGCCUGAAUUUUGUCAUCAUUAUGAUACUGAAUUUCUUGUAUGAGAGGAUAGCCAUCUGGAUCACAGAUAUGGAGAUCCCAAGAACUCACCUUGAAUACGAGAACAGACUCACCAUGAAGAUGUUCCUGUUUCAGUUUGUCAACUACUAUUCUUCAUGUUUCUACGUGGCUUUCUUCAAAGGGAAAUUUGUGGGGUACCCUGGUCAUUACACAUACAUGUUUGAUCGCUGGAGAAAUGAAGAGUGUGAUCCUGCAGGAUGCCUGAUAGAGCUGACAACACAGCUUACCAUUAUCAUGGCUGGCAAACAGAUAUGGGGCAACAUCCAAGAGGCUAUUGUACCCUGGAUCCGGAAUUGGUGCGGGCGUCGGAAAGCCAGUAGCAGUCCUGAGAAUUUAUACAGUCGAUGGGAGCAGGACCAUGAUCUGCAGAACUUUGGAGCCUUGGGCCUAUUCUAUGAGUACUUGGAAAUGGUUAUCCAGUUUGGAUUUAUCACUUUAUUUGUGGCCUCUUUUCCUUUGGCUCCACUACUUGCUUUGAUGAACAACAUCCUGGAAAUUCGAGUUGAUUCUUGGAAGCUUACAACGCAGUUUAGAAGGCCAGUGGCAGCCAAAGCCCAUAGCAUAGGAGUUUGGCAAGAAAUUCUAAAUGGUAUGGCUAUCUUGUCUGUUGUCACAAAUGCAUUUAUUGUUGCCUUCACAUCCGAUAUGAUCCCUCGAUUGGUUUAUUACUAUGCCUACUCUAUGGAUCCUUACUCACCCAUGUCUGGAUACAUUAAUGACAGCCUCUCCAUAUUUCAAACCUCAGAUUUUCCUGAUAAAAACAUGCCUGACAUAAACCCAGAAAACUUUACCACUUGCAGGUACAGGGACUAUCGAUAUCCACCAGACCAUGAGAGGAAAUAUGCACACACAAUGCAGUUCUGGCACAUCCUGGCUGCCAAGAUGGCUUUUAUCAUUAUUAUGGAGCAUGUUGUUUUCAUUGUCAAAUUCUUUGUGGCUUGGAUGAUUCCUGAUGUCCCGGCUGAGGUGAAAGCCAAAAUAAAGCGUGAGAAAUACUUAACUCAGAAAAUCUUGCAUGAGUAUGAACUCAAUAAACUCAAGCAGAAGCUGUGUGAAAACAGGACCACCGCAAGCAUGGAAAAGGAAGUCAUUGCCACCGAAGGGAGAGUGGAGUUAUCAGAAGUCAUGUAACCUGAGGAACAGCUGACUGUGAAAUUCCAGCCUGUGAAAGUUGGUUGUCCGUUAUCUGAGAUGAGCAGCUCCAUAUGCGUGAAAGCUUCUCUUUUGGUUCUAACAAUUUUACUGAAGCAAGUGGAGAGAAUCAACAUGGAUUGCCUGUUGGCCAGUCAACAAGCUACG